AUGACCUACCCCCCAUCCCCGGCCCUCCACACAUCUGAAAGCAGAGCCCAGAGUCCUUUGGGGACCACAUCUAGCCACAGGAGAGAGACGGGCAGCGGGGGCUCAGCGCAGCUCGGGGCCAGGACGAGGAGCGAUGGCCCAGCAGUCCCACCGCCAACAGGCAGCCAGCACGUGCCCCUGGCGCCUGCAGAGCAGUGCUUCUUCCAGCUGGAACAAGAGAACCAGAACCUGAAAAAACAGAACCAAGACCUGCGGGAGCAGUUAGGGUCUCUCCUGAGGCCAGGCCCGCACUACCUGCCCCUCUGUCCCAGGCACUCCAGCUUCACUGCCUUGGCCUGGUCUCCGGAGCACAUCAGCCGGCGGCCCCCAGAGGAGCACCGAGGCCCGGUGCAACUGCUGCGGCGCGAGGAGGCAUUCGUGCAGCAGUCACAGAAGGAGCUGCAGCAGAUCCGGCUGUCCUUUGAGAGGAAGAAGAUGGCCAUUACUGAGGUAUGGGACGGAGUGGCCGAGGUACACACGGCCCUGAACAACCAGGCCACCGGGCUGAUGAAUCUCAAGAAAGACAUACGGGGCGUGCUGGACCAGAUGGAAGACAUUCAACUGGAGAUUCUGGGGGAGCGCGCGCAGAGUCGCACCCAGGCCCGGAAGGAGCGGCAGCUGGCCUGCCUGAGGCCGAAGCUGGGAUGUCCCGAGACCUUCAAGAGCCAGCUCUGGCUGCUGGCCCUGAAGCUGCUGCUGGGCACCCUGCUGGCCUGCACCGCCGCCUACGUGUACGUGGUGGACCCUGCGCCCUUCGAGGGGCUGGUGCCGCCCCUGCUGAGCCGCGCCGCCGUCUGGAGGCUGCGGGCGCUGCUGAGCCCGUUCCUACGCCUCGAGGUGGACGAUUUCCUGCCCUUCUAGACCCGAAGGCCCCGCGGACCCAAUGAGGAGAAGCCCUGGCAGCCGGCACUUACCCCGGGUGCCCAGCGGCCUUGCCGGCCCCCGCUCGUGGGCCCCUGGCACUGGCGCUCACGGUCCCAGCCA
Messenger RNA from Sorex araneus (European shrew), 1023 nucleotides. It is a transcript of the gene CCDC188, whose product is annotated as coiled-coil domain containing 188. The record is from RefSeq and is a predicted model, not a curated record. Bases 1 to 900 code for a protein of 299 amino acids. The transcript has 11 exons. Lineage: Eukaryota; Metazoa; Chordata; Mammalia; Eulipotyphla; Soricidae.